This is a messenger RNA of Trypanosoma theileri, 906 nucleotides long. RefSeq lists its product as uncharacterized. NCBI's taxonomy places the organism in Eukaryota, Euglenozoa, Kinetoplastea, Trypanosomatida, Trypanosomatidae. The transcript has a single exon. The coding region runs from base 1 to 906 and encodes 301 amino acids. The record is from RefSeq and is a predicted model, not a curated record.
AUGCGGAAGUCAGGAGCUGGUUGUGAUCGUCGCGGUCGGCGCCAGCUGGUCGGCUCCCUCUUCCUCGCGGCGAUGGGCGGCGAGCCUCCCGCCCACCCCCACCGGCGAACGGAGAUGGCCCGCCUGGCGGAGCGGAGUCUCCCCAACACCCCCUUCUCACUUUACCCCGACGAGCCCGACCGCAGCUGGCAGCCCCCGCCAGGCAAGCGUCGGGGCGAGGCCGAUCAAUACGACAACGGCAACCCUGUCACCCCAGAGGAGCCCGAGUCUCUACCAGUGCGGCGGCGAACACCAAAACAGGCUCUCUCUCACCUUGAUAAUGCCGCUCAGGCCGUGAAGGAGGAAUCACCCUUUCGUUUCUCACGUCAGAGAUGUAAGCAACCACCAUUUGAGAAACCAGAAGAGAGUGUUUCAAGACCACGAUCAGCCCCAAGUCCAUUGAAACGUAGUCAUCUCUCACUAGGUUCACUUAGUCCAGUGGAAGAACCACCAAAGGAACGUCUAAUUCCACCACCUAUGGUGAAAAAACCGUUGCGUACUGGUCGUCGUCAUACUCCUGCACCACGUUCAGCCAGUGCUAAAGAGAGACGAAUAGGUAUUAGAAUGGUAUCGCCUCCACAUCACUGGGACACUGCUGCAAAUCGGCAUGAAUCUCACUUUAUAUUUGGUGUUGAUGCGUAUGAGUCUCCUGAUGUUAAAUAUAGAAAUCAGAGUAAUUGGUCUGUAGGUUACGCAUCCUCAGACUCUACAAAAUUGUCCCAGAAAAGUUCAUAUAAUGGUAAUAUGAAGAGAUAUAAGGGACAAGAAAGUAUUAACCAUCCGCAAGAAAUUAUUAGAAGAGGAAGAGGACGUAGUGCAACACCAAGACGACGUGAAUAUAAUAUUAUAUCUUUAAUGCCGUACUGA